CCUCACCUCCUCUUUCCUUUCUUCUUCUUUCUCUAAACCCGUCGUUUUCCUUCUCUUUCCUUGAUUUCCCCGAAUCUUGGAUCUCAUCCCCAUCUCACUUUAGACGACAUUCCAAUCUGGGGUACUGAGGAACCAUCAACCGCUGCUGCCACCACCACCCAGCACCGCCGCCGCAGCCCCAACUAUUUUUUUUAGCGACUUGCUGCUGGUGCUUCGCCGCUACUUCCGACCCCCAAAAAGCAAGACCCAGUACCAGCAGCCUGCUGGGGAACGACUGCCUGCGCGCCCCCAUUCUUUUUUUUUUUCUGCUUCGCCAAAAGGGCAGAUCUCCAAUUCUUCAUACCUCUUUGGUCGUGCCUCACCCGCGUCGGCUUUUGCAGUUUGCCUUGGUUUUGUAACCCUCCAGCUAUCGCAGACCCAUCGGACCGUAUGCAACCCUUGCUUUCAUGAUCUGUUAUCGAGGAACUCGUCGACCAGACCAGCCGCCAUCUCUAAUUAGACGCCGUCGUUCAUCUCUUCGUCGCAUCUCCGCAUUCACGACGCCAGCAACAAAACAUACACGGCAUCCUUAUUCACCACGACUGCCUCUAAGCACCAGCCCUUAUAGACUACACCAGAAAGAGUUCUUACAGCGCAUCAUAUUCACUAUCUCAUUCAAGUCAACGCCCGCAACAAGCUGCAGCCUCAACAGACGCUACCUCGCACGGCUUGGCAGAACCACACAGCAAGGUCCCAGAGGAGAUCUUGCCUACACCAGUCACAGCGCUUCCCACCCACACCAGCCCACGCCAGGGUUCCUCUUCCACAGUAGUGUGGUUCAAAACGGUCAGCCACAGCUGCCCAUCAACCAGUGACGUCUUGCUUCUUGGCCGACUGGACAUUGCUUUCCAUUUUUUUUCUUGUCCCCCCAAAAAGCAGAUAGAGCGUCGUCUCCCCGCCUUAUAUACCUUCCCUGACCUGCCCUUCCCCUCUGUUGCGCUUCACUUCGGUUUAACGCACCUUUGCCGCCUCUCCCGAUCCCCGAUCUUCCUUGACUUCUUCUCCCAUUGGUUUUUAUUUUUUACAUUACCGUCUUUUUCCUCUUCUACCCUCUUCUUUUUUUCCUUUUUCCCCAAUCGGUAUUUUUGUGACCGCGCUUGUUAGCGGCUUUCCGUACUCUUGAGACUCUUUGCCCGCUCUCUUGCUUUGCCAUUCUGCCUUCUGCUGCCGCACACCUUUUUCUAAAGCCGAACGACAUACACCACACAACCUGUUGUCGUCAUGGCCGCGACCUACUCUAGUGCCGCGGUCAGCCCGGCUGUUGUUCCUACCAAGCAAUUGCGUCAGGAACAGCACAACCAGCAAAUUAAGGACCAGCAGCAGAACGACCACAGACAGCAGCAGCAGCAGCAGCAGCAACAACCGCCUCGUCAGCCCGAAUCGGCUAACGAUACUCCGGCCACCACAUCCUCCAACGGUCCUCAAGGCGAUGCCCAAGCGCUCGCUGACGGCCAAGGAGGUGCUGGUGCGCAGCACAAGCGUGUCUACCAGGCAUGCAUCCCUUGUCGCCGCCGAAAGGUGCGAUGUGAUCUUGGCAGUGUCGAUAACCCGCACGAUCCCCCGUGCGUGAGAUGCCGCCGAGAGAGCAAGGAGUGCUUCUUCUCUGCCACCCGCCGCAAGAGAAAGACGGAAGACGAUGGCUCUGACCUCGAAGAGUACGUGAUCCGCAACGGCCGUCGCAAGCUGCAAGCUGGCGGCACCGAUAGCCCUCGCCACCCCUCCGACCGACGUUUCGACGGGUCCAUGACGCCUGGCUCCUCCAACUGGAGAAGCCAACCGCUGCGUCGCCCCGACGGCUCUGCUCGCAAGAGGCACAACGAGUUUGGCGAAGGGGAUGCCACUCAGACGCUUGAGAAUCUGGAAGCCCAGAGUGUCAUGCGUCAGCAAAUGUAUGGGCCACACGACGCUCUUGAUCUGCUCUACAAGGCCGCAACCGACAGGUAUGUGGUCUCAGGUCUCGUGCCAAAACUUUCUUUCACCGUGUCCCCAAAGAACCCUGCUUUGCUAACAUGUUCCAGUCCUGUUGCUCAUCAGCGCCACGAUAGCAUCGCCUCUGCCAACGGCGCCGCCGCCUCAGCAGCAACCGACGCUCAAAACACCCCGCAAGUCAUUCCCAAGUCGGUUCCUCACGGCGAACAAGCCAUCGACCCUGGCCUGGCUCCUCUUGCUGCCAACAACUACAAUGCUGGCCAUGCCGAGGCCCUCAAGGCUUGGUCCCGCUUCCGCUUUGUUCGUGCUGGCUGGUUUACCGCACAAGAGGCCAUCGACUACAUUGACUACUACUACAAAUUCCUCUCUCCAUUAACGCCCAUUUCUCCUCCGACCUUUAGCAGCCCCGCCUCUCACAUUACUCUCUUAACCGAGGAGCCCAUUCUCACAGUCACCCUCCUCACCAUCUCAUCACGAUACCGUCAGAUCCCUGGCGCAGGUGGCCACUGCCGCUCGCACGCAAUUCCCGAGCAGCUGUGGACCUACUUGCGUGGCAUGAUUGAGAGAUGCCUAUGGGGUCAAGAGGCUUUUGGAGGUGGCUUCUGUGGAUCCGGUGGUUCCGCUGCGACGGCCAUGCUUAGCGAGGAGGCCAACGGCAGCAGCACUGCUCCCUGGAGAGGUCUCCGAAAGGGUAGUUUGCGCACGCUUGGUACGAUUGAGUCUCUGCUCAUCUUGACCGAGUGGCACCCUCGCGCACUUCACUUCCCUCCUGCUGAGGCCACUGAUGAGCUUGUGAUUCCCCUUGCUGAGUCGUCACCGCUCAUGGCCACCGAGGACGAGAUGUCCAACAAUGUCGGCACUGCCCUCGGCGGCAAGCGCAUCGACUCUUGGCUUGAGCCUGCCUGGCGAAGUGACCGCAUGUGCUGGAUGCUGCUGAGCACAGCCAUGGGUCUGGGUUAUGAGUUGGGUGUCUUUGACGAUGUUGAUGAGCUGCUCAAGGACGAUGCUAUUACUCGCCCCGAGUACGCCGAUGAGGGGUACCGCACCCGUGCCAACCGCAUCAGACGCCUGCUGCUCAUCUACACCUCGCAGCUUGCUGGACGUCUCGGCUGGACCAGCAUGGCCCCCGAACAUCUCCGCAAGACGGACCCGGCCGUCUCCAAGCGUCGCCCCACCACCACCGACGGCAACACGCCCGCCACCAUCUCCUCGGCUGCCAACAACUUCAACUACGUUCCGGACUUGGAGUUGGACGAUCAGGUGAUUCACUGCUGGGCGGGCAUCAGCAACGUUAUGCACAUUGGUAACGAGAAGUUGUUCAAGUCUCGCAAGCACACUACCGACAUUAUUCAGUCUGGCCGAUACGUCACCCUUUUGGCUGAGUUUACUCCUCUGCUCCGAGACUGGUACCGCGAGUUUGAGCUCUUCCCUCUGCCGCAGUACAUGCGUCACAUCUUGACCAUUGAGUACCAAUAUGUGCGCAUCUACGUCAACUCGCUCUCGCUGCAGGCUGUUGUGGAGCGUUGCACCAACCACCCCAAUGGUCAGCCUACAACCACGACACUAUCGCCACAGACACUCAUCAACUAUGGCAAACUUCCCCUCGGUCAACUGGGUGGUUUCACUGUCCAAGAUCAAGAGUACGUCCGCGAGGUUGUCGAGGGUAGCCGCUGCCUCCUGCGCACCGUCGUCGAGGGUCUUUUGCCAAGCGGCUACCUCAAGCACGCCCCCGUGCGAACAUACUUCCGCAUCAUCAGCGGUGCCAUGUUCCUUCUCAAGACGUUUGCUCUUGGUGCCCCGCGCUCAGACGUCCGUAUCAGCAUCGAGCUGAUGGAUGCCACGGUCGAGGCUCUCCGCUACUGCGUUGUGGAUGAUGUGCACUUGGGUAUUCGCUUUGCUGACUUGCUCGAGACCCUGACCAGCCGCCUUCGCAACCGCUUCAUCCAGGCCCCCACGGCUGCUGCUGCCUCUGGUGGCACCUCGACUCCCUCGGGUGUCGAUGGCACGGCCGCUGUACCCGUUGACGGCGCCUGGGUUGGUGGUCACGCCCAACGUCUCCGCGACGGCCUCAACGGCCAAGCGGGUGACGCUACCGUCGAAGGUACCAUCUCGGCUACGCCGUUUGACCUAUCGACCGGCACGUUCCCUUAUAACGUCGCCCCAUCCCUUCCCCCCUCGACGCCUGCUGCUAUGGAGAAUGGCCACCCUGGUGGCAUGGAUGUGACGCUCUUUGAGGAGUGGAACAACCCGGGCAACGAGAUGUGGUAUCUGCCUGCCGGCCCUGCCUUUUUCCAAAACGCCGAGAACCACAACGUGUCGAUGACAGCCGAAGGCGUCAAUGUUGGUGGCCUCGACCUUCUCGAGUACAUGGCCAUGGACCCUGUCCAGUUCCCGCCUAGCAAUGCGGGAGACGAGCCCUCUGGCGCCCCUUCUGCGCCUGCGUCCGCGACGGGCGCAGCGCCAUCCAACACGACAACUGCGCUGUAAGGAGCGGCAGGUCUGGAUGUUGACGAUGACGUUAUGAAGGCGUAUACUAUACUUUAAUUGACUUUUUGAGCGAUGUUUUAAUAACUGACAUGAGCUUUUUGUCGUGUCUGGAAACGGGAAGGAAAAAAGAGAUCCCUGUAGGUGUUACACUGCUGGGAUCCAAACGUUUAUGGUGUUUUUGUGUUUUUUUGUUUUGUUUUUUGUCUAGCGUUUCUCGACUCCCCGUUCGGUUCUGGGAGCGAUGCUGCGGCGUCUUGAAAAGGAAAAUAACGUCUUUUCAUUGUUUUUAUAUACUCUUGUGGGUAAAAAAAGCUUUUUAUAUACACUUAUUUCAAGGACUGGAUCGGCGUUUCUGUCUUUUGAUGCGAGACGGGUGUACGACCAACGAGGGUUAUACGGCCAGCCAGCGAGCCAGCUGGUGAAGCGUUGCUGCUGCUGCUGCCGUUGUUUGAUAUACAUGUUGUUUUUGGACUGGUUUGUUUUUGGAGUUUUGUACUUUUACUGAUGAUACCCGCCUCUUUGGUGCCUGCGACGGACGAGGAGAGCAAUGAAGGCGUCUUGGAACGUCGGGAUGAUUUGAGGGGGGCCUGUUUCUGUCUGUCUCUCCCUGGUUGGGUGUUUGACGGACUGACUGUCCCCCCUGGCCCUGCCACUAUCUUGUUCCUCUUUCUUUUCUGCGUGAAUGUGUCUUUCUUUUUUGCCCUUUCAGACGAGUUAAUACACUUGAACCUUGCGGUGUCGUGCCUUUGUUAUCCAGCCCAGUGUCUAUCUUUCCAUGUAGACAUAACGAGCCCAGCACGUUAAUUACAACAUUAAUUCAAAGCCAAACAAGCAUGUAGUUAAACGAAUUCAUGU
[Torrubiella] hemipterigena is the source of this 5310-nucleotide messenger RNA. NCBI's taxonomy places the organism in Eukaryota, Fungi, Ascomycota, Sordariomycetes, Hypocreales, Clavicipitaceae. The record is from the annotation of a GenBank genome assembly.